UUCCUUAGGAAAAAAAGCACCACGGAGCGCACAGCCCGUCCCUCACCGCACUGCACUGCUAGAAAAACAUGUUCCCGAGAAGAGCGAGUCCUGCGCGUUAACACUGGGACAACCCUUCCACUGCGGACCAUUUCAGUCUAAAUCCCCGAGCAUCGCCGAGACUGGUCCCGUUUCAACUGUUUUCCCUCUCCCUUCUCUUUCCCUUCUUUCUCUGCGCUGGAUCUUUCGUGUGAGAAAAUGUGUGUGGAGAGCGAUGGAUGCGAGAUUGAAGGCUGCAGCAGUUUGGAUGAGGUGCGCACGCUGUCAGGCAGCAUGAGUCCCGCACUCAAAUCCAGCCCGGACCUUCACCCGUGCCAACCGGGGCACAAAUUCCGUGCCGCGCUGCUCAGAUGCCGCUCACCGGCUGCUGCCGCCGGGAUCCUCAGCUUCGGGAACGUCCUCAAUUACAUGGACCGAUACACAGUAGCCGGGGUUCUGCUUGACAUCCAGCGGCAUUACGGAGUAUCAGACAGUGGAAUUGGCUUGUUGCAAACAGUGUUCAUCUGCAGCUUCAUGGUGGCAGCACCCAUCUUUGGUUACCUGGGCGACCGCUUCAACAGAAAGGUCAUCCUGAGCUGUGGCAUUUUUUUCUGGUCCAUUGUUACUUUGUCAAGCUCCUUCAUCGGUAAAGAGUACUACUGGCUGUUUGUACUCUCCAGGGGCCUGGUGGGUAUCGGAGAGUCCAGUUACUCCUCCAUCUCCCCCACCAUCAUAGGAGACCUGUUCACUAAUAACAGCCGCACCAUGAUGCUCUCUGUCUUCUACCUGGCUAUCCCCCUGGGAAGUGGGCUGGGUUACAUCCUGGGCGCCAGCGCCAAGGUAGCUGCAGGAGACUGGCACUGGGCACUGAGGGUGUCCCCACUUUUAGGGAUCACCGCGGGAACCCUGAUCCUGCUCUUUGUGCCUGAGCCAAAGAGAGGCAUCGCAGACAAGAUGGGACGCAUCAGGACCCGGACCUCCUGGCUCUGUGACAUGAAGGCGCUUGCCAAGAAUCGGAGCUAUGUGUUCUCCUCCCUGGCGUCCUCGGCGGUGUCCUUUGCCACUGGUGCGUUUGGCAUGUGGAUCCCUCUGUACCUGGCCAGAGCUCAGGUGGUGCAGAAGACGGCCGAGCCCUGCACCAAAGAGAUCUGCAGCAGCACAGACAGCCUUAUCUUUGGGGUUAUCACCUGCGUGACGGGUCUGUUAGGCGUGGUCAUCGGGGCCGCCACCACGCGCCUAUGCCGCCAGAAGACAGAGCGAGCCGACCCGCUGGUGUGCGCUGUCAGCAUGCUGGGCUCGGCUAUCUUUAUCUGCCUCAUCUUUGUGGUGGCCAAGAAGAGCAUCGUAGGAGCUUAUGUUUGCAUCUUUAUAGGCGAGACGCUGCUUUUCCUGAACUGGGCCAUAACAGCAGACAUUUUAAUGUUUGUCGUUAUCCCGACACGGAGAGCGACGGCGGUCGCCUUUCAGAGCUUCACCUCUCAUCUCCUGGGUGACGCAGGAAGUCCGUACCUGAUAGGCCUGAUCUCGGACGCCCUUCAGCAGAGCUACGCAACCUCGGCGCUGUGGCGGUUCCUGAGUCUGGGCUAUGCCCUCAUGCUCUGUCCCUUCAUCAUCGUCCUGGGGGGCAUGUUUUUCCUGGCUACCGCGCUGUUUUUCCUGGAUGACAGGGAGAAGGCCGAGAAACAGUUGAGCCAGAUGACACGACCACCCUCCUCAGUCAAGGUAUGACCAGGUGACAGCCACAUGAGGAGGCCAAACUCAACGAGGAAGACAAAAAGCGAGGGCAGCUGGUCCACUUCGUUAAAACCACGCCCAUGUUCUCUUCACCGCCAUCACCGCUACAUAUCCUCCUCUUGGCUCAUGCUGCUCUUCCUUUCCACACACUCAUGGAGGCUGCUCAGAGCUGGAACGAGGGAGCGUCUUGCCCCUCCUUGAAACUCCUCCAAAUUACAGGUCGGUGAGAAAGCACACAGCGGUGUGCUGAAGCUGGCCAGCUGACAGCUGGUGUCCUGCUCACCUCUGUCUGCAAGAAUCCACUGAACCUUCCAGGGAGCAGGUGGGGUGGCAAAAUCCCCUGUGACCCCUCUGACUCCUGAUGCCAUACUACUGAAUGCUGACCAUGAACCUGCCCUGUCUGUCUGCUUGUCUGUCCAACGGUCUGUCCCUAUGUGUCUGUCUGUAAGUUACAUCAGCUGUCAAUCUGCACCAAGUGCCAUAGCGUCUUUACAUUCCUUCAGACUUUGCACUGACCACCAACAACACUAACGAUUUCAUCACUGACUAUGUUUACAUGCACACUAUAACUCAGCCGUUAGCUAUGAAAUGACUUUGAUGAAGCUGUUUGGAUUUGCUGGACGGUAGAAGCUGCGUCGACAUUUGUAAGCUGCAGUCAUAAAGCUCCAUGGGUGUGUCUGUCGCUCCUGUUAAAACGGUCCACAGUUCAUUCUGCCUGGCUUUCAACACUUGGAGCCUGUAACCUGACAGAGGCUGUAAAAUUCAAGUUAUGUGGAGCAAGUGAUGCAACUCGUUAAAAUUAGCUGCAAGAACAUCAUUCUGUGUAGUUCAUCCGUACAAACAAGCCUCCAGCAACAAGCCUCUUAUCAGGUUACUCUGCACAUCUUAAUGGCUGUACUACCAUGAACUUCAAACAUGAAUACAGCGUUUACAUGAUGAAUGCAGUACUCUCAUAAUCGAUCGAUGUUUAGCUGUGCAUGUAAACAUAGCCACCAAACCAAUAGCCCAAAAACUGUUACUUUCUAAAGAUGCGUGAAUCAGCCUUAAACAUUGGAGCUUUUCACAUCAACAGCUGCUUCUUUUGACCCCCACGUGUGUUUUUUAUUUUUGCCUUUUAGCACUUACAUCAGCAUUGACAGUGCCAGCGAACAGGACAGAGAUGAGAGAUUUCUGCACAUUAUUUUUCACAAGAUUUCUUGUGAUUUCUUUUUAAUUCUUUUUUCUGUGUUGGAUUUGAAACUGGAGGUCCUACUGCCUAUGAUUGUUUCAGAAGGACAAUGAUGCAAUCUGAUUUAAGCGGACACUGGACAAUAUAUUUUAUAAUUUAUAAUAUACAGGCUUUUUCCAAAAGUAAAUGAUAUGCUACUUUUUUUACUUUUAAGGAGUACCACCUGUGUUUUUGUGUACACAGGAAGCAAUACAAACCAUUUUUUGAGGAAACCAACCUUUUAAUCCACACUGCCUUAUCAGUGAGCCAGGUUUCUCUUUAAAGGGGGUUAGCUCUCUGAUGGUUGGUUUUGAAUUUCUGAGCACAUCACCCACACAGAGACGGAGUUGAUUUUAAUGAUGGAUUCCAGUCCUGUCCCCGCUGGUUACAAUACCAGGCAUUGUGAAAAGAGACCUUUCCCCCUCGCAAAUGUAGAUAUCCCAUUCCACCAUUAGAAGAAAGGACCUUUGAGAAGAGCUGGAGUCUCGAUCAUCAGUUUAUUACUGAGGGAAAUCAAAAUCCCAGACAGGAACAGGCAAUCCUCCCGCCCCUGGUUAGACUGAUGGCGAGCCCUUAUCAUUGAUAACAGAUAAGAGAGGAAUCCCCCUUUGAAUCCAGACCAGAAAUCCUCAGAUGUCACAGAAGGAGCUGAAAAACUAGUCCCCUUCCAUACCUGUACCAGAGAAUGACAUAGAGAUUUAAAUAUGUAAUAGAAGUGCAACGAAUUACUCUAUGCUUUAAUUACAGUAAGUGCAGUGUAUUUGUAAUCAGUAAUAAUGAAUGCAAAAUCCCACAAAGAAGAAAGAAGUGUGCUACAGCUAGUGGCUUGUGUAUACUGAAAUUUUGACAAAAGCUCCAGUAGAAGCUCCCCUGAAGAAUUGUUUUAUUGUAAAUUACCUGGUGGACAUAAUUUGACUAAAACCUAUAAGCCACUAAUAGUGUCAAAGCUUUUAAAACUGGUGCAUAAAAGGUGAAAAAGCACUUUGAUGACCUCCAAGAAAACACAGAAAGAGGAGGAGGAUGGAAUGACCUUAGCGGAGGAAGAAAGGGAAACGUUGAGGUGGUUCCUGGUUGAUAUGAGCUUGACUCACGGCUUGCUGGCUGUGUGGGGGGGGUGUGUGUGGGUUGUGUCCUUGUUGCCAGAUCAUUAGCUUUAGCUUCUCUCCAACUGCGUGGAGCUCUCUGAAUGUGACUCUGUCCAACCUGACGUGUUUACACACCUACAUCUUCUUAAUGAAUUAAGCUUCUUACCUUCGUUUUAGUAAUAUUCUUUUUCUUAAUGUUACCAAAUGAUUUUUUUAUAUACAGUAUAUAAAACUACAAUAGAGAGAUAAAUAUAUAUAGCUAUAUCGCAACUCUAAUAUAUUGUAAAUGAUGGCUUGGAUGCAAUGUAUUUAUUUGUUUGUUACCAUAAUGGAGAAUAAUCUAUAAAGGGAAGUUUAAGGUGUGUGUAUACUACAUUUAUUGGAUGUCAUUGGGUUUAGAAAUGCCUGUUUUGUUCAUCCUUUUGUAUCACAAU
Messenger RNA from Etheostoma cragini (Arkansas darter), 4478 nucleotides. It is a transcript of the gene spns2, whose product is annotated as spinster homolog 2 (Drosophila). Gene Ontology annotation, biological process: sphingosine-1-phosphate receptor signaling pathway; transmembrane transport; lipid transport. Gene Ontology annotation, molecular function: transmembrane transporter activity; sphingolipid intramembrane carrier activity. Gene Ontology annotation, cellular component: membrane. The record is from RefSeq and is a predicted model, not a curated record. Lineage: Eukaryota; Metazoa; Chordata; Actinopteri; Perciformes; Percidae. The coding region runs from base 238 to 1746 and encodes 502 amino acids. The transcript has 13 exons.